AUGGAUCAUAUGGACCAUGCAACGGACACUGUGAUGUCCAUGGCCACCAGCAUGGUGAUGACUGCAACCUCUACCGCUGGGGCCGCCAUGAGCACUGCCAAACCCUCGGGUAUGGGGGGCAUGGGAGGCAUGGGCGGGAACGCCUGCAAGAUCUCGAUGCUGUGGAACUGGUACACUAUCGAUUCCUGCUUCAUCGCUAGAUCAUGGCGCAUCACCUCGAAUGGGAUGUUCGCCGGCUCCUGCAUCGGCGUCAUCUGCCUCGUGCUCUGCCUGGAAUUCCUCCGCCGCGUCGGCCGCGAGUACGACGCCUUCAUCGUCCGCCGCGCCCGUCUCCGCAAGCAAUAUCUCUCCGCAACCUCUUCGUCCCAAGCCCUCAACACCACCACAGACCCAGCAACCGACUCCUUCGCCGCUGCCGCGGCCGACCAAGGCUCCAGCACACACGGCGCCCCCGCAAAGGCCGCGGCGCAGACCACCUGCAGCACAUUCGAGGACCAGACCCCCGUCCGCCCCACGGUAGUCGAACAGCUCGUCCGCGCCCUGCUGCACAUGCUCCAGUUCGCAAUCGCGUACUUUGUCAUGCUGCUCGCCAUGUACUACAACGGCUACAUCCUCAUCUGCAUCUUCAUCGGCGCGUUCCUGGGCUCGUUCAUUUUCUCCUGGGAGCCGCUGAACUUGCAAAAGGAGAACGAUGCAACUACUGUCACCAAGUGCUGUGGCUAG
Messenger RNA from Aspergillus clavatus NRRL 1, 723 nucleotides. Its product is annotated as high-affinity Cu transporter CTR3. The record is from RefSeq and is a predicted model, not a curated record. The coding region runs from base 1 to 723 and encodes 240 amino acids. Gene Ontology annotation, molecular function: copper ion transmembrane transporter activity. The transcript is spliced from 4 exons. NCBI's taxonomy places the organism in Eukaryota, Fungi, Ascomycota, Eurotiomycetes, Eurotiales, Aspergillaceae. Gene Ontology annotation, cellular component: membrane. Gene Ontology annotation, biological process: copper ion transmembrane transport.